This is a messenger RNA of Lucilia cuprina (Australian sheep blowfly), 1771 nucleotides long. Its product is annotated as tetraspanin-9-like. The record is from RefSeq and is a predicted model, not a curated record. Lineage: Eukaryota; Metazoa; Arthropoda; Insecta; Diptera; Calliphoridae. Bases 990 to 1676 code for a protein of 228 amino acids. The transcript has 6 exons. Gene Ontology annotation, cellular component: membrane.
UUAUUUUAUACACUAUCAAGUCAUUAUAAAAACAAUUAUCUGGAGCGUGUGUCCAGGUUAGUCAACAGUAGAAGUUUUUGUUUCAUUGAAAAAAUGAAUUGUACUAUUCAUCUUUACAUUUCUGUAAAAACCGUUCCAAUAGCACGAUUAAAUCCGAAAAAGUCGGUUAAGCACAUUUGUAUAUAGAUAUUUUUUGGUCAUCGUCGAAAAUAUAAGUAGUUUACUGGCCUAUUUACCGGAUAAGUAUAGAUUUUGCUGGAUAAACUUUAGAACCGAUGACAGUACCAAUCUUUUAGUGUUCUCAUGCUACUUCAAUUCACUCUCUUAGAAAAAAAUAAAAAAAGAAGCUCCCUAAUGAAUAUUAAUACGUCUGUAACUAGAUCGCGUAGGUUAAUGAUUUAUCUCAUAAAUAUACGUUUGAACUUGCUACAAAAUUGAAACAAGUCGGAAAAAUAUGGUCAAAACAUCCAAAACAAUAAACAACAAAUAAAAAAAUAAAACAAAAACCCACUUAUCUUUUACGAAUAGUAAAUUAACAACAAAAGCAACAAAUGGAAAUUGUUGUAGUAGGAGGUGAGAGUAGAACCAAGAUCUCAAUGAACAUUUUGUUAUUAUUGUUGUUGUAUUUUAGUGAAGUCAACUGAAUUGAAUAGAAAGAACAAAAUUGCAUGAGAGAUGACGAUUUGUAUACAAUUCGUAGUAUUUGUGUAAGUGUGGCGAUAUUUUUAAGAUACUAAUGAGCAAAAAUAUAUUAGAUAUCCAUGGAGCAUUUUAUGGCAACAAAAAAUAAAUAUUAGAUAGAAUCUUUUUCGAAACAAAACAAAAAAUAAAUAAAUCUCAGUCAAUUUUCAUUUGUGAAACAGAACAGUUUAAUAAUUCAAUAUUUUAAAAAAAUAUAUUCAAAACAACAGAACAAGCUGAUCAAUUUGUUAACCAUCUGAAGUGUGUUGAAAAUUAUAAAAAUUUUCUAAAUUGAUCAAAUAAAUAAGAUGGGUCUGGCUGCUACCACAAUUAAACACAUUUUGUUGCUUUUAAAUUUUAUAUUUACGGUCUUGGGUCUGAUAUUGAUUAGUUUUGGCAUAUUUAUUUUAAUAAGCGGAGCAGAAAACAAAGUCGAUCAUGGAGAAAAUGUGGCCGGAGGAAUUAUAAUAACUCUUGGUGUCAUCAUAUUAAUUAUUGCAAUAUUCGGUUGUUUGGCGGCCAUACAUGAAUCGAAAAGAAAAUUAAUAAUUUAUGUUUUGAUAUUGACAAUAUUAAUAUUGAUACAAUUAUUAUUGACGAGCAUGGCAUCGCAUGGUACUCAAGACGGUUUAGCCGGUAGUGUUAAGCAAGGUUUCGAUGAGUUGUGGCUCCUGGAAAACAAAGAACCUGGAGCACUAGCUUAUUAUGAAGAUUGGUUACAUUGUUGUGGUGUCAAUAGUACAGAAGAUUAUCGUCUAAUAAAACAUGAAAUACCGAAAACAUGUUGCAAGGAACACAAUUGCGCCUUUCCGGAAAAUAUCUACACAGAAGGUUGUCAAAUAAAAUUCGAGGAAUAUUUGUCUGAUAAAAUGCUGACAUUCACUAUUGUCAACAUUUUACUGAUCAUAGGAGAGAUUAUUGCUGCAAUAUUCGGCUGGCUUUUAUAUAGCAGCUUAAAAAACGAAAGUCGACGUUCAAAUCUUAGUUGGAUGUAAUUUAAAUAGUUUAAGUUAAAUGUUUUUAUUAUACUCGAUUGAUUGGAUUAAUUUGAAAAUAAAUAAAUAAAUUUUUCCAUUACAUUAAACUUUUA